AUGGGCGAGGCAGGCGGCGCUGAGGAGGCCCGCCGGCACGUGGGGACUAAAGAGGAAUUCGUUAAAGUGAGAAAGAAGGACCUGGAACGGCUGACAACUGAAGUAAUGCAGAUCCGGGACUUCUUACCCCGAAUACUAAAUGGGGAAGUGCUGGAAAGCUUCCAGAAAUUAAAGAUUGUAGAAAAAAACCUGGAAAGGAAAGAGCAAGAAUUAGAGCAACUGAGAAUGGAUUGUGAGCACUUCAAAGCCCGCCUGGAGACCGUGCAGGCUGACAGCAGGAGAGAGAAGAAGGAGAAACUCGCUCUUCGACAGCAGCUGAAUGAAGCAAAGCAGCAACUCCUGCAGCAGGCAGAAUACUGUACGGAAAUGGGAGCAGCGGCCUGCACCCUUUUGUGGGGCGUCUCCAGCAGUGAGGACGUCGUCAAAGCCAUUCUGGGAGGAGAUAAAGCUUUGAAGUUUUUCAACAUCACUGGUCAAACAAUGGAGAGUUUUGUGAAGUCACUGGAUGGGGAUGUCAAGGAGCUUGAUUCCAAUGAAAAUCAGUUUGUGUUUGCUUUGGCUGGGAUCGUAACAAAUGUUGCUGCCAUAGCGUGUGGUCGCGAGUUCUUGGUUAACUCAAGUCGGGUGCUGCUGGACACCAUAUUGCAGCUUCUGGGGGACCUGAAGCCAGGACAGUGUACCAAACUCAAAGUGUUACUGCUGAUGUCCCUGUACAACGUGAGCAUCAACCUGAAAGGCUUGAAGUACAUCAGCGAGAGCCCGGGAUUCAUCCCGCUGCUGUGGUGGCUUUUGAGUGACCCAGACGCAGAGGUGUGUCUUCAUGCACUGCGACUUGUCCAGUCUGUGGUCCUGGAGCCAGAAGUCUUCUCCAAGUCGGCCUCCGAGUUCCAGAACUCCCUGCCCCUGAAGCGCAUCCUGGCCAUGGCCAAGAGCCGCAACCCUCACCUGCAGACCGUGGCCCAGGAACUCCUGGAGGACCUCCGCGCCCUGGAGCGUGAUGCGUAG
Molecule: messenger RNA, 1005 nt
Organism: Neomonachus schauinslandi (Hawaiian monk seal)
Lineage: Eukaryota; Metazoa; Chordata; Mammalia; Carnivora; Phocidae
Gene: HSF2BP
Product: heat shock transcription factor 2 binding protein
Exons: 8
Coding region: 1-1005 (334 amino acids)
Cellular component (GO): cytosol
Source: RefSeq, a predicted model, not a curated record